UUCCGUUGAAAACUUAGUUGGCGGUAGUCUAUGUCUUUGUUAUUUUGUUCAGAAAUCCUUGUGUUAUUUCUAGUUAUAAAGAUAAACUGAUAAGCUUAAUAUUCAGUGGAUUUCCCUGUGUGUGAUGGCUAGUGGUUUGACAACAGACGUUGUUAGUGGCAAUGGUGGAGUUAGCCAAGACAAGUGUUCGCCUCUUGCAAACAGUAAAUCUCCUGACUUGAAAGGUGUUGUUAAAUCAGAGUACAUGAGGCUACGUAGAUUAAAGAAACUCAAACAUACAGAACAAGUAAAGGCAUUGUAUAGUGAUAACCGUAAAGAUAUUCUGGAAGACUUGGAAGAUCACCACUCCAUGUAUACAAAUCCAGAAAUACAAAGUUUCUACACUCCAGAAAUUCUUACAGCAGCUACACUUGACAAGAAGUGUGAAAUUACAAGUGCUAUUAAAGAGCUUGGUGUUCAAUCUGUUCCACUCCGUAUGAUGAAUCCCCUCAAACCAAUACCAUCAAUGUAUUCAUGGGCUCCAUUACAACAAAACUAUGUGGUUGAGGAUGAAACUGUAUUACACAAUAUUCCAUAUAUGGGAGAUGAUCUUUUGGAAAAAGAUACCUCUUUUAUUGAAGAGCUUAUCAAGAAUUAUGAUGGGAAAGUUCAUGGAGACAAGGACAAAUCAAUGCUUGAUGAUGAAUUGUUGAUUAAUCUUGUACAGUCAGUUUCUGCAGCCUUUAAUAAAGAACAAAAUGAAUGUUCAAAGAGUUUUCCUGCAUUUGCUGUGUUUGAAGCCAUCAGUGAAGUGUUCCCAGAGAAAGGGAAACCUGAGACAUUGAAGCACAUGUACAAAGAUUUGCUGGAAAAAAAUGAUCCGAGUUCUUUACCAGCGGAAUGUACACCCAACAUUGACGGUCCUAAUGCCAUGUCAGUACCGAGGGAGCAAACUCUGCACUCAUUUCAUACAUUGUUUUGUCGGAGGUGUUACAAGUAUGACUGCUGUCUACAUCCUUAUAGACCAAGUCCGAGUAGUUUGAUGAGGAAGAUGCCAGACAAGAAGCAGGAACCAGAACCAUGUGGUGCAGAUUGUUUUAUGCACAUUGUGAGUAUAUAGAAGGAAAAGGAGGUAUCUGUCUCGGAUUCCGAGAAGUCGGACAAAGAGUGUAAAACUGAGCGUAGUAAAUCUCCUGUAGGAAUGAUAAAAGGAAAGAAACGUAAAACAAACGGAACUGGUAGUGGUAGUGAAGAUAGUAACGAUGGCGUCGGUUCCAUUAUGAAAGCAAAAUACAAAAGUUUGGAUUUGAAGUACCCUAUGAAGAGUAAGAAGAUUGUGAAAGAGUGGACAGGAGCUGAAGAAUCUUUGUUCCGUGUACUGGCUGAGAUGUAUAGAACAAACUAUUGUGCAAUAGCCAAACUACUGUGGAAUAAAAACUGUAAACAGGUAUACGAGUUCGCUUUAAAGGAGAUGAUGCAUCUACCUGAUAUUGACAGCGAGGAUAAUGAGAAAACGCCACCUAGGAAAAUUAAAUCUAAAAAAAGACCAACAAGUAAAGUUUGGGCAUUACAUUCAAAGCGAGUACAGAUGAAGAAGGACAGUAACAUUAAGACAGUGUCAAACUAUGUACCAUGUGAUCAUCCGGGCAUGAGAUGUGAUGAUACUUGUCAGUGUGUGAUGGCACAAAAUUUCUGUGAAAAGUUUUGUCAAUGCAGUGAUGAAUGUCAGAAUCGUUUCCCUGGUUGUAGAUGUAAGGCUCAGUGUAACACUAAACAAUGUCCAUGUUUCCUGGCGGUGAGAGAAUGUGACCCAGAUCUUUGUCAACCUUGUGGUGCCGACCAGUUUGAUACUGAUAAAAUUUCGUGCAAAAAUGUUAAUGUUCAACGAAAUCUAAAAAAGCACUUACUGUUAGCACCUUCAGAUGUAGCUGGUUGGGGAAUAUUCUUGAAGGAGUCGUGUGAAAAAAAUGAGUUUAUAUCAGAGUAUUGUGGUGAGAUUAUAUCACAGGAUGAGGCAGAUAGACGAGGCAAGGUCUAUGAUAAAUACAUGUGUAGUUUCCUCUUCAAUCUUAACAAUGAUUUUGUGGUUGAUGCAACACGUAAAGGAAACAAGAUCCGGUUUGCUAACCAUUCAGUCAAUCCAAAUUGUUAUGCUAAGGUAAUGAUGGUGAAUGGAGAUCACAGAAUUGGAAUCUUUGCUAAACGACCUAUACAAUCAGGGGAGGAACUUUUCUUUGAUUACAGAUAUGGACCAACAGAACAACUAAGAUUUGUGGGUAUAGAAAGGGAUGUAGAGAUGAUCUGAUUGCUAGACUGUAGACUGUUGUUUUGAAAUUUGGAUGUACUCAAAUUCUGUUGGAAUCUCAAACAUGUAGAUUCUCAGUUGGUGAUUGAACUAUUCUAUCAAAGAGCUGUAAUAAAAGUCUCUGGUUCUGUACAUUAUUGAUGGACGUUUCAGAAGUAGUGUUUGUUUUAGUAAAUGGACACAGUCUAAGAUAACAAACCUGAUUUGAACAUUCAAUAUCUUUUGAUACAAUUACUUCAAGAAUAUUGCGAAAUUAGUUUUAAAACCAGACAAACAAACUUUUCACCUUUCACCAAAGACAAUUUUAUUUUUAUUUGUAUAGUAUUUUGAUGCUGCCUAAAAAGUUACUCUGUUUUCCAGCUAUCAUAUCCACUUUGUGUCAAGAACAUUUAUGAAUUCAGUGAUAGAUUUUUUACAUUUAACAAAAAAGUAAAACAAAAGUUGUAUUGUCUUUAUCGUCUGCAUAAGUAUUUUAAUUUGCUGCAAUGUUUUACACAUUAUCUAAGAAAAAGACUAGAUUUUGAUAUAAGGUGCCACUGGUUUGUAAGUUUGUGAAUUCCUUCUGUUACUAAGGAUUUGAAAGAAAAAAACAAUUGUAAGGCAAAGCUGUGAUGAUGCUCAGUGUCAAAGUGCCUGUAUAGCAACUGUGAAAAGAAAAGUAGCUUGAAAUAAUGAAAUGAAAUUUAUGCUUGUACAUUUUCAGUUUCCUUGGAAAUUUGUAAAUGUUAAUAAAUUAGUGUUACU
This is a messenger RNA of Ruditapes philippinarum (Manila clam), 3028 nucleotides long. Its product is annotated as histone-lysine N-methyltransferase EZH2-like. The record is from RefSeq and is a predicted model, not a curated record. Lineage: Eukaryota; Metazoa; Mollusca; Bivalvia; Venerida; Veneridae. Gene Ontology annotation, molecular function: histone H3K27 methyltransferase activity; protein binding. Gene Ontology annotation, biological process: chromatin remodeling.